AUGUUUCUAAUGAAGUAUUUGAAGCAUGCAUACGCCAGAGAAAGAUUUCUGCUCAAAAAGUCAAAUCCCCAAGGUUGGAUUUGUGCACAAACGAGACCAGCACAGGGUCUCCACAGAGUACUCCAAUUGUAUAAGAACCAGUCCUUUCCUGAUUUCUUGAUUAUUAUGGAUGAUGAUACGUACUACAAUAUGAAGCUCUUUGUUGAACAUUUCAGAAAAGUUGACAGCUCGAAGUCAAUUGCAAUUGCGGGAUGCCGAGUUCGAUCUCCCACGAAACUGAUCAAUUGGACAUUUGCAUUUGGGGGUUAUGGAUUGGUAGUGUCUAUGGGAUGGUUAAAAAGGAUGGAUAGGCCAAUUAUGUGUCCUCGUGAUGACGAGUAUUGUCGUUUCAUUCGACAAAAAAAUCAUAUAGGCGAGAGGGAAGUUUUCAAGAGUGGAAUGACGCUUGCUGAUCUCAGCUAUGCCUACGCACUUCAUCAGCCGUUCGAGCAAUACAGAAAUUGGACAACUGGAUUUUGUCUGCAUAGUGACUGGCUUUUGGGUUACAUAACGAACUUCUAUAAUGUAUCGCGUCAUUUGGAUGCGUAUAUGGGGUCUGAAAUCAAUGCAGAGCGGCAAGGUAGUAGACGGCUCUGCGAUAAUCUUCGUGGCAAUUGUCAUGGAUUUUCUCACGUCUGCCACUACAGUACUCCUACCGAAAUGAUUGCGAUUAACAACAUUGUUCGGAGACGGAAUCCAGAAGAAUUCAGGGCCGACACAAAUGGCUGUGUCGCGUGUGAGAAGGAUGGUCUUCGUCACAACAACCCCAGUCCCACCAUCGACUUCUUUUCGUUUGCUCGGAAUACUAGUGACUUUCUUGCUCAGAAACAAGUUGUUGGAUCACACAAAUCCAUACGACACUUCUACAAGUUUUCUGCUCUUGACGAAAAUGAUCCGUCAUGCUUUCAAUCGCAAAUUGAUUCAUCCGAGGUUAUCAAAGGUUGCAAAGCUAAGAGCAUGAACUCAAAAAGAAAUUGGCUUCUAGCUGGGUUACGAUCUCCACACUCGCGAGACAAACAUUCGAGCCCACCUUGGUUGUGUGAGCAGAAAAGACUACUCCGUGGUGUUGGCGAAGUUCUGAACCAAUACAGAACACGGCACGGAACUAUUGUCCUCCCGGACUACUUGAUCUUAGCCGACAGCAGGAGCUAUUGGAAUUUCGAUGUCUUCAAUGAAAUGCUACGAAAUAUCGAGAUCGAGGUUAAGAAUUCGUUGACAGGAGCCUUUGCAGCAUCGACACCGCUAGUUGUCGGUGGGUGUACUGUUGAGAAAAAAGUUUUCCAAUUUCUCUAUCGCGUCCCGUUGCUAAGCCAUGGCAUAGUCUUGAAUCGUGGAAUGCUUGACAGCCUUACAAAGCCUAUGUAUUGCAAUGCGUCCAUUGUUGAAGAUCCCCGGUGUUUUGUUGUAGAAGAAAGUCAACUUUGGGAGCGGGAGACUUUUCGUCAAGGGAUGUCACCAAUCGACUUGAUGAGAUCUGAUGUCAUUAGGAGGGCCCUAGGGAUAUGCAUAGAAGCCGAAUGGGUGUUCAGUUUUUUCUUUCAAUUUUAUGCGUCAACAAAAUCUAGUACUCUGCCAUUGCAGGCGAGCCUUGCACCUGCCGACUCUACCAUACGAAUUUAUUUGAGAUCAGUGAUGAAGAGAUCCGGACCAGAGAUGCUUUGUAGAUACCAAAAUGUGAACUGCAACGUGGAUGCUCCAUAUUGUAGCGACGUAUCAGCAGACCAAAUGUUGACCUAUUUGAGAGAUUGA
Cylindrotheca closterium is the source of this 1788-nucleotide messenger RNA. The record is from the annotation of a GenBank genome assembly. NCBI's taxonomy places the organism in Eukaryota, Bacillariophyta, Bacillariophyceae, Bacillariales, Bacillariaceae.